AACUUAUGGGCAAAAAUAUUAACCAGUAGUGUACGUGAUAAAUUGUUUAUUUACUUUUAUUGAAAUAAAUUUUGAAAUUAUUCACGAUGUCUUUAUCAAUAAAAUCGUGUUGUGUAAAAGGCUGUACAGAAAAGUCUCGCUCAAAGCGGCAUAUAAAUUUACCUGUGAAAUUUUAUCGUUUUCCGUUAACCACUAUUGGUGUCUCGUGGAAAGACGAGAAACGUAUGAAAUGGAUAAAUGCAGUAAAAAAUUAUGUCAAAAAUCCGAAAGACUGGGACCCUAAUAAAAAUACAAGAAUUUGUAGUGCUCAUUUUAUAAAUAAUACGAAAUCGGAGCAUCCACUUCAUCCAUCGUGUGUUCCUUCUAUUUUUCCGAAGAAGGAGAUUACUAAAAAAUCAACACAAUCCUUGAAACGAUUUGAGCGUUUAAAAAAACGCCAAACAUACAAAAAUAAUAACAACGAGGUGAUAAUGGUGAUUGACAACAUAAGUGAAAGUGUAAAAAACAAUAGUACUCUUGAAAAUAAUUAUAACAAUAAUAAGACUAGUGACAUAAGAAUGGAGGAAGACACUGUAGAAAUUCCAGUUCAAGAACAGUUACUUCGUGAAACAAAUGUUUUGAAUAAUCAUCAUUCAGUACAUAGAAGUAUCAGUUGUCAAACUGAAGACUUACCGGAUCAUUCGACUGAUGAUUAUUCAUAUUUUUUCUGCAAUUUAGAUCAUCGUAACGGUGUAAGUACAGCUGCAGUACAAGUCAAUUUAUCUGUAAAAAAAAUGGUAGAUAAAAUGUGUGAAGCUUCGAUACCGGUUAUGAGAAAGAACGUCCAGGAUUCAAGUUGUGAUCCUAUCGAUAUUGAAUCUAUAAAAGCAAACUGCCAAGGUUUCCAUGGAUUUACUUCUGUCAACAAUGAUGAGACUAUGAGUAGUUUAACUGGUGUUACAUUAGCUUUAUUUUCGUUUCUCUUAAAUCUUAUUCCAGAUGGUAAAACUUACAAGGUUGAUAAAAAAACCAAGCUAUUGAUUACUUUAAUGAAACUCAAAACCGGUUUGACAUAUACUGCACUAUCUGUCUUAUUCAAUAUACAUCGCACUACUAUCCAUCGCAUCUUCAUACAUAAUCUACGACAGCUGAAUAUUGCAAUGAAGAACUUUAUAUUUUGGCCAUCUAAAGCAACAGUACAAGCAGCACUUCCUGAAGCAUUUAAACUACAUUACCCGGAAACACGUGUUAUUAUUGAUUGCACAGAAGUAAAUACUGAGGUACCACCAGAAGUUAAACACAGAGUUUUAAUGUACUCUGAUUACAAACAUCAUCACACAGUGAAAUUUUUAGUUGGAUGUACUCCAAAUGGAUUUAUUAGUUUCCUGUCAAAGUGUUAUGGUGGACGUGCUGGUGAUUGUUUCAUUACAAAUGAUUGCGGGUUAAUUGAUUUAAUCGAGCCCGGAGAUGUUGUACUUGCGGAUAAAGGUUUCCCGCAAAUACAAAGUCAGGUAGAAGAAAAAAAUGCGAUCUUUGUAAUGCCUCCGUUUUGUCGUAAGGAUCAAUUUACGCCAGAAGAAGUCGAAGAAACAUAUAAUAUUGCUUCAGUAAGAAUUCAUAUUGAACGAGUAAAUCAAAGAAUAAAAGAUUUCAAUAUUCUCUCUAAAGUGCCUGUAUCACUCUUACCUCAUAUUGAUGAAAUUCUUUCAGUUAUAUGUGCUAUAAUAAAUGUUCAAAAGCCAUUAUUCAAACAGCAAGACUAA
Cotesia glomerata is the source of this 1742-nucleotide messenger RNA. RefSeq lists its product as uncharacterized. NCBI's taxonomy places the organism in Eukaryota, Metazoa, Arthropoda, Insecta, Hymenoptera, Braconidae. The transcript has 2 exons. Bases 87 to 1742 code for a protein of 551 amino acids. The record is from RefSeq and is a predicted model, not a curated record.